Messenger RNA from Effrenium voratum, 1423 nucleotides. The record is from the annotation of a GenBank genome assembly. NCBI's taxonomy places the organism in Eukaryota, Dinophyceae, Suessiales, Symbiodiniaceae.
AAGUGGCAGAAAGUUGUUUACAAGCAGCCAUGGCAGACACGUUGUUCCAGCCGCUGGUGUUGGGCGGCGGCGCUCUGCGCCUGAAGCACCGGGUGGUCCUGGCGCCGCUGACGCGCACGCGGGCUUCGGAGGCAGACAUGGCGCCGCAGUCGAUGUGCGCAGAGUACUACCAGCAGCGCGCCUCGGAGGGCGGCCUGCUGAUCUCUGAGGCGACGAACAUCAGCAUGGAGUCAUGCGGCUAUCACCGCGCCCCUGGCAUUUGGUCGGAGGCGCAAGUGUCUGCGUGGAGGUGUGUGACGGACAAAGUGCACGACAAGGGUGGCUACAUUUUCUGCCAGUUGUGGCAUAUUGGCCGCGUAUCCCAUCCCAGCUGGAGCCAGCACCCCCUGCUGGCGGCGGCGAAAGCCAGCGGCGCGCCGAUGCCUUCAGUCAGCGCGUCUGAAGUGGCCAUGCCGGGCAAGACCUACAACGUCUACCCCGAAGGCAGCAAGGGCCCCAACGCAGCGCCGCGGGCGCUGGAGACUGCAGAGCUGCCGCGGCUGGUGGCGGACUACAGGCAUGCUGCCCGCUGUGCAAUGCGCGCGGGCUUUGAUGGCGUGGAGGUCCACGCCGCCCACGGCUACCUGCUGGAUCAGUUCCUUCGCACGGGCACCAAUCAUAGGACAGAUCGCUACGGCGGGAGCGUGGAGAACCGGAGCAGGCUGCUGCUGGAAGUGGUUGCCGCCGUCUUGGAGGAAGUGGGCGUGGGCCGGGUGGCCGUGCGGCUCUCCCCGACCCAGCCGGGCGCCUUCGACUUCUUCGGCGCCGGCGAUGAGAAUCACAUGGACGCGGACGGUUGCAACGUCACCUAUCGCUACGUGGUGGAGCAGCUGAACGCGAAGCCCUUGGCCUAUUUGCUGCUCACCGAGCCCAGGUGGACCGGAGGGAGGCAGGACAAUGAUGCGGAGAAGGACCCAGGCUUUAACAUGCCCAUCACCAACUCCUCCACCUACCGGAAGAUUUACAAAGGUGUCCUCAUGGCCGCAGGAGGCUUUGUUCCCUCCACUGCGGCGGAAGCGGUGGCUGCUGGCGGAUGCUGCGACCUCGUAGCCUUUGGCCGGUGGUUCCUGGCAAACCCGGACUUGCCGAAGCGUAUCCAGGCCGGCGCUCCACUGAAUCACUACCGCCGCGCGACUUUCUACACUCAUGAGGAGGAGGGCUAUGUGGACUACCCUGACCUCGCUGGCUCUGUGGGCCAAGCGGGGAAGUAUGCUUUGAUUGACGCCUCUGCGUUGGUUGCCCCCAAGGCUAAGCUGUGAGGGAGACGGAGUGUGAGCGACUUGCAGGUCAAAACCACGGGCUUUGUUGUUAUUGGAUAUGGCUGAAACUUCUCUUGGGCAUGAAGCUUGGGUGGUGCGAAAGUUCGUUUGAUUCGGUUGGCUGU